ACUUGCUGGUUGUCACAGAUACGGCAAGCUGUCAUGGCUACUCAGGCUUCUAAGAAAGAGAAAGACCCCGUCAAUAUCGUACACCAGAACGCCAUCCUGUGCGAGACGAUAAUGAAAGAGCAACGACAUCAGAAGCUCUACACGUCCUACAGCGUGAAUCCCUACAACAAAAUGUAUACGCUCAGUGGGAAACCUAAUUCAGUGCAUGACUCAGAAGAUGGCGAGGCUGAUGAAACGUUUUUGAAAAUAUUUCGGAGCGCACAAGAGACACCGAAACAGAAGUAUGAAUUUCCAAAGACGGAAGCACAAGAAAUUGGAUGGGAUACAACACCAUUGGUAAAUCCUCGGAGGGAUGAUCGACGUCUCAAUUGGCCCAGAAAAAAUUCGGAAAUAACAAAAUACAUGGAUGCUGCAUGGAAACUCAAAGAACAGACUGAAAAUUUAAACUAGAAAGAUUAAUGCUGCACAAAGAAUUUAAGACAAUAGUUGAUAUUAAACCAUUAGUUCAGUAAACAGUGAGGACAAAAUCAUAA
Molecule: messenger RNA, 533 nt
Organism: Corticium candelabrum
Lineage: Eukaryota; Metazoa; Porifera; Homoscleromorpha; Homosclerophorida; Plakinidae
Product: cilia- and flagella-associated protein 144-like
Exons: 4
Coding region: 34-450 (138 amino acids)
Cellular component (GO): ciliary base
Source: RefSeq, a predicted model, not a curated record